AUGGCUCUCCUGACCAAGACUCUGGCUUCACUGGCCUUGGGUGCUGCUGUCGCCCAAGCCCAGCUUUGGGACAAGGUCAUUCAAACCUCCUACGGUCCCGUUGAAGGGUUCCAGUACUUUAACCAGUCCACUCUGGAUAAGUACUUUGAUGGCGCCGAGUCCAACGUCGCCGCUUUCUUGGGUAUUCCUUUCGCUGCCGAUACAGGAUAUCAGAACCGGUGGAAGGCACCGCAGCCCCGCGAGUCAUGGAACAAGACGUUUAAAGCCACGGACUUUGGCCCAGCCUGUCCUAGUGCCUCAUAUUCCGAUAUUAGUGAAGACUGCCUCAGUCUCAACAUUUGGACCAACGCCGAGACCGUUGAUGCCAAACUUCCUGUCAUGGUUUGGAACCAGGGUUCCGGCGAAACUAGCAACCAGGAGUGGUGGUACGGUGGUGGCAUGGCAUUGAAGGAUGUCAUCCUCAUCACCUUCAACCGACGUGACGAUGCAUUCGGCUAUCUCGCUGCUCCUGAACUCAACGAAGAAGGCUACAAGCUUACUGGCCACAAGACCUCUGGUAACUAUGGUGUUCUGGAUCAACUGGAGGUUCUCAAGUGGGUGCAGAAGAACAUUGCCAAAUUCGGUGGUGAUCCUGACCGUGUCACUGUUGCCGGUCAGUCUUUCGGCUCUUCUCAAGUCUACCAUGCGGUCAAUAGCCCUCUCUUCACGGGCUACUUCCACGGCGGUAUCUCCCAGUCCGGGAUUAGAUACCCCUACGAUACCAUGCUGGCUGGCCUCGCCACCUCGUAUGUCAACAUGUCUACUGCCAUCUCCAAUAGUGCUAGCUACAUCAAGGCCCACAAUGUUUCGACAAUUGAGGAGAUGCGCACUCUAUCCAUGGAGAGUCUACUAGUUGGUUCCUCAGAUCGCGUCACCAACAGCUCCAUUUGGUGGGUGACCGCACUAUCUGCCGGUUAUCCUUUGAUCUUCAAGCCUGUCCUGGACGACUACGUGCUUCCCUCCAAGUACAUCGAAACCUUGAUCAAUGGCCCUGCCAACGAUGUCCCCGUGAUCACUGGUAAUACCAAGGACGAAUCUGGUGCCUCUCCCAGCACCGACUACACCGUUGAUGAGUACGAGUACUACUGCGGACUCAAGUACGGCAAUCUCUCCAGCGAAUACUUCAAGCUCUACCCCGACCAGAACAACGAUACCAUUGCCUCUCAGGCCUGGAACGCUGCUGCUCGCGAUCUCUCUCUUGUCGGCUCGUGGGCCUACGCCACUGACUGGUACAAGUCUGCCACUGCAAACUUCUAUACUUACUACUGGACCCAUGCGCCCCCGAGCCAGGAUCAGGGUGCCUUCCAUCAAUCUGAGAUCAUGUAUGCGCUUGGUGCUCUCUACGCCAAUUCCGAUACGUACGCUUUUACCAAGAUCGACUUUGAGAUCCAGGAGAAGAUGUCGUCCUACUGGGCCAACUUUGCGAAGACCCUCAACCCCAACAAUGGUGGCUCCUACAAGGGUAGCAAAUCGUUACCGCGUUGGAGUCCCAACAGUGCCGAUGGUACUCAGAUUGUCAUGGAACUCGGUAAUCAGUUCAAAGAUGUGCCCAUUGCGAAGCCAAAGCAGGUGGAGUUUAUCAUGGACUACUUCCAUCAACAGGUUCCCUAUUAA
Penicillium concentricum is the source of this 1653-nucleotide messenger RNA. RefSeq names its product carboxylesterase/lipase family protein. The transcript has a single exon. Lineage: Eukaryota; Fungi; Ascomycota; Eurotiomycetes; Eurotiales; Aspergillaceae. The record is from RefSeq and is a predicted model, not a curated record. Bases 1 to 1653 code for a protein of 550 amino acids.